AUGGAUAAUAUAGCGAAGCAGAGUGUCGAGUCUGCCGACUCAACCCUCGGAGAGCCUCCUACCUCCGAAGAGGAGAAGCUUGUCAUCAAGAAGCUGGAUUGGCGUCUGAUGCCUAUGAUAUUUGCCAUUUACUCGUUGUCGGUCUUGGACAGGUCGAACCUGGGAAAUGCCCAUGUCGCCGGUCUUGACGAGUCGCUUGGGCUCCAGGGCGAUCAAUACUCGACUCUUGGUACCUUCUUCUACGUGACUUAUAUAAUAUUCCAAAGUGCUGCCGCGGGAUGGAAGCACUUCCCUGCUCAUAUCUGGGUCACAUGUAUCGUCAUCUCGUUUGCUACGAUCUCGGCUGCGCAAGCCGCAACGCAGAAUUACGCUGGUAUAGUCGUUCUUCGGUUCCUCCUAGGCGCGACAGAAGCGAUGUACGCCGGCGUACCAGUAUACUUGUCUUUCUUCUACCCGCGGGAUAGGGUUGGGUUUCGCCAGGGAAUAUUCCUCUCCGGAUCCGCGCUCGCGAACGCCUAUGGCGGAGCGCUCGGCUACGCAAUUACUCAGAUCAAGAGCCAUCUCGAGCCCUGGCGUAUCUUAUUUCUGAUAGAAGGUCUACCGACGCUUAUCAUGGCAGCCGUCGCGUGGUUUUGCUUUCCCGAUGAUAUCGAGAGUGCCAGAUUUCUCACGGAUCGCGAAAAACAGGUCGUCAAGCACAUGGUCAGCCGCGAGCAGACUGCCGACACUGUGCAUCAUACUGGUCUUAGAGUGAAGGAUUUCUUGGCGGCAUUCAAAGACUGGCGAAGUUACCUUACUGGAGUAAUGUAUUUUGGGUGCAAUGUCUCUUUCGCAUCUCUUCCCCUGUUUGUCCCAUCGAUCAUCGCUGAAAUCGGAUCGUUCUCACGCAUUCAAGCGAACGGGCUCUCUGCACCGCCAUAUCUCUUGACCUUUAUUUUGAUCAUCACCUGCGCGUUCAUCUCAGAUCGUGUUAGGAUGCGCGGGCCGUUCGUAUGCUUCUUCAGCGUUGUGUCAGCAAUCGGGUUUCUAUUGCUAGCCACGACUGAGGCUCCCGCAUCUAGGUAUCUCGGUGUCUACUUUGCAAUUACGAUAUUCGUAUCGGUUGCUAUUCUGAUUCCGUGGGUGUCUAAUUCGCAUAAUACGGAGAGUAAAAGAGCAGGUGGUUAUGCGAUAUUUGCAACAUUUGGACAGGCUGGGCCUUUAGUUGGCACGAACAUAUUUCCGUCGCGUGAGGCUCCUUACUACCGUAAAGGCUCCUGGAUAUCGUUUUCGUUCUGCGUGCUAGUUGCGAUAACUUCGGCUAUGUUUAGUUUCUUAUUACGCCAUGAAAAUCUCAGGUUGGAUAGGUUGCAGAGCGACGAAGGAGAAAGGUUGAAUGGAGGUCAACGAGGGUUUCGAUAUGUGAUUUAA
Molecule: messenger RNA, 1410 nt
Organism: Xylaria bambusicola
Lineage: Eukaryota; Fungi; Ascomycota; Sordariomycetes; Xylariales; Xylariaceae
Product: retrograde regulation protein 2
Exons: 6
Coding region: 1-1410 (469 amino acids)
Biological process (GO): transmembrane transport
Cellular component (GO): membrane
Molecular function (GO): transmembrane transporter activity
Source: RefSeq, a predicted model, not a curated record